Messenger RNA from Gracilinanus agilis (Agile Gracile Mouse Opossum), 541 nucleotides. Its product is annotated as interferon-induced transmembrane protein 3-like. Lineage: Eukaryota; Metazoa; Chordata; Mammalia; Didelphimorphia; Didelphidae. The record is from RefSeq and is a predicted model, not a curated record. The coding region runs from base 88 to 420 and encodes 110 amino acids. Gene Ontology annotation, biological process: defense response to virus; response to type II interferon; response to interferon-beta. The transcript is spliced from 2 exons. Gene Ontology annotation, cellular component: plasma membrane.
AACUUUGCUGGGACCCCUCGGAGCCGUCGGCUGCGCUGCGCUCCCCGCUGCUGCCAGGCGCCCCAGCCUCGUCUCCUCCUCCGAGCCAUGGCGGAGCACACGGUCAUCACCAUGCACGGCGCCGGCCCCGAGAAGGGGCUGAGCCGGGACCCCCCGCGCGACUACCUGCUGCUGUCGCUCUUCAACAUCCUGCUCCUGGGGAACCCCUGCUGCCUGAGCUUCGCGGCGCUCGUCUACUCCGUCAAGUCCAGGGACCGGAAGCUGGUUGGGGACAUGGACGGGGCCUUGACCUACGCCAAGACCUCCAAACAGAUGAACGUCUGCGCCAUCGUGCUCAACGUGCUGCUGCUCAUCAUCUUCCUCAUCCUCUUCUUCCUCUACGUGAUCCCCGUCCUCAAGAACCUGUACCAGCCGCACUAGGGGCCCCUCCCCCGCCUGCUCCCCAGGCCCGGAGCCCCUGCCGAGCCCCUGCCAGCCUCUCCCUCCCCCAGAAUGCUCAGUGCCCGGGCAAAGGCGGCACAGAAUAAAGCUUGUGGAAUCA